Heterobilharzia americana is the source of this 1402-nucleotide messenger RNA. Lineage: Eukaryota; Metazoa; Platyhelminthes; Trematoda; Strigeidida; Schistosomatidae. The record is from the annotation of a GenBank genome assembly.
AUGUGACUGACAACUCAUUAUGAUAAUAGAUAUAGCAUUCAUCACUAUCUUGUUAGAUGGGAAAGCACUACUUCAAACCUAUAAAACUGUUUAAACAUCAAAACUAACAACCGUUGAUAAUGACAAGUCAUAUAACACGUAUGCAAUAUGAACAACAAAGAUUGAAUAGUUUAGGUAGGACUGGUAGCUCUUCUUCUCUGCGUACCAGUGAUACCAUACGUGUGCCUUCAGCAAGUUCAAUCCGUCCUGUAAACCAAUUAACUAAUCAAGAACCCACAGGAUCUACUGUCUCCGGAUCUUAUGUCUCAUCUAAAUCUAGAUCACAAAUUGGUUCAAUUGGAAAUGUAUACCAAAAUAUCUUAAAGAAUACCAGACAGUUGGAUCCAGUUAUUCAAGGAUCGACAAAUCUACAGAAUAUGGAAAAUGGAAACUCUGUUUUAAGUGAGAACAAUACCAGAACUGGCAGUAUUUCAGGUUAUCAACCUUCAGUACUGUUGGCAAAAUCAAUUCAAGGGACUCGUUCACUUUAUGCUCCCAGUCACUUUAGGAUGUCAAGAAGCUUAAAAGCCUCCAAAGCUUCUUUAGCAACAUAUAAAAGUGGUAGAACAACAAUUCAAGCUGAACAUCAUGAUCGUAAAGUACAGCGAGAAAUAAAUUCAGUUAAAUUUGGUCGAGCAAAAAGACUUUACUGGAUUGCAAUUGGUUUUUAUAUUAUCUUCUUACUGGUAUUAUUCAUUGGCCUAUUAAUCACAUGUUUACGGCAUGUCUAUAUGAAUAUAAUCUUAUCCUUAGAUAUCGGUGAAUCAACUGGUCCCUUGUUAAUAGCUUGUUCAUUUUUAUUCUUUGGAGCCGGAAUGAAAUUUUAUUAUGAUGCUUAUCGACUUGGGUCUGAAGAACGUAAACUUAUCAAGUACAAAGCAGCAAGUCCAUCCACAGUAGCUGUUACCACAGUGAGUCAAAGGAAGACAGAUCCAGAGGAGAAACUUAUCAGUGGACAAACAUCAAAAAAUGCUUUGAGUCGGGCACCAAUAGGCUCAAGGACAACUUUAAUUAUGCCUUAAAUCAUAUUACUUAAGUGAAUCAUAAAUAUCACAAUGUGUAUAGUUGUUUGUUUUUUCUUUGUUUCUACUGCUUUUCCACUAUUUGCUUCUUUGAAUAAUUAAAUUUAUGAUUGCUGUGAAAUUCAUUUGUAAAUUUAUUUGUAGAUCGCUUUCUUGAAUUUCUCUUUUCUUAACUUUAAAUAAUAAUUUCUAUGUAACAUGAAUUCAAUAUUCACUUUAUACAAGAAGUGAAGACAAUAUAAAAGACAAUCAAAUAAACAAAUAUGCUAACAUAGACCUAUAAAGAAUUAUUAUUACUACUUAGAAACAUUAUCACUUUAUAAAUGUAGCCAAGAAAUGGG